CGAACCCAAAGCUUAUUUUUCGUAAAGACGCCAUAUUUUUCUUUGUUUGGAGGAGGUAGUCUACGUCUGACCAUGGCUUUACCAAAUUUUAGCAGGAUACAACAGACGCCCCCACCCCCAGCAUCUCGAUCGAGAGGAUAUGAUAGAAAUGCACCAAGUCCAUUCAUUCCUUCCUCGCAUGGCCACCCUGCAUUUAACCCUGUCAAAGUCAGUUCUCGCGGCGGAGUAAGUAAUCAUUUCCAGGGAGAUGCAAGGGGUCCAAAACAACCCAAACCACCAGACAAGCCCUUAAUGCCUUAUAUGCGUUACAGUAGAAGGGUAUGGGACUCUGUUAAGGCAGCCCACCCUGACUUGAAGUUGUGGGAGAUAGGUAAAAUCAUUGGUCAGAUGUGGAGGGAACUGUCUGACCAAGACAAACAAGAAUAUAUGGAUGAGUACGAGAUGGAAAAGAGUCAUUACAAUGAUGAAAUGAAGAAGUACCACAAUUCAUCCGCCUACCAGUCCUGGGUAGCUGCCAAAGGAAAAGCAGCUGCAGAAGCAGCGAUGGAGGAGGAUGAGAAGGAAAAAAUGGCCCAAAGAACACCACGCAGCACUGGGUCUUCUAAGAAUUCCAAAAUGGACUCCGUUGGAAGAAUUAGCAUACAGCAAGCAGAUGAUGAUGAUGAUGGAGAUGACAGUUUCUCAGUGAAGCACAUGGCUCAUGCCAGAUAUCUACGCAACCAUCGCCUUGUCAACGAUAUCUUCAGUGACACAGUGGUGCCAGACAUCAGAACUGUGGUAACAACAUCCAGAAUGGGUGUACUGAAACGUCAGGUCCAAUCUCUAACAAUGCACCAGAAAAAACUGGAGGCAGAACUUCAAACAAUAGAUGAGAAGCAUGAAGCAAAGAAAAGGAAAUUUCAAGAGGCUAGUGAUUCAUUCCAUGAAGAACUUAAAAACCUUUGUGAGAACAAGCCACAAGUUACAGAAGAACAAUUCAAUACUAUGGUUGUGAAAGCGAAGGAUGAUCUGAAAGUCCGUCACCAGCAGUAUCUACAGCAACAGGAAGAGGAAAGGAAACGACAGGCGGAGCUAGCAGAGCAGAGGAGGAAAGAGGAGGAGGAGAGGGAGAGGAUCGAGGCGGAGGAGCGGGAACGCCUGGUCCAGGAGGCCAAGGAUCAAGGGCUGAGUGUCGACCAUAAUCAGAAUUCACAAGGAGCACCCACUGUGCUACAGAACAUCUUGGGAAGUGGUAUCGUGAACGACAGGCUAAGCAACCCCGAGGAAGCUGUGGAACCAGACCAUCAUGACAAUGUUGAUGCAGAGUCCAUGGAUUCUGAGAAAACCGAGGAUAUGUCCCAGGAUGGAAUGUUGGGGAUAGAAGGAUUUGAAAAGGACGGAGAUGACCCCCUGUACUCCCCAUCCCCAGAGUCUCCUAACACCUCCCCUGACAUGCUAGUGCAUGAUAAGUCCCUGGAUCAGAUAGAUAGUCCAGAGUCGCAAGAGGACACCACACCCAAGAAGAAGAAAAAGAAGAGCCGGGCUAGAAAGGAAGAGAAAGAUAAGAAGGAGAGAGGGGAGGAAUCGGCCAGUGAGGAGGGUCCGCGUAAAUACCCCUGUGAUAUUUGUGGGAAAGCAUUUAAACACAAGCAUCAUAUGACUGAACAUAAACGCCUCCAUACCGGUGAAAAACCUUACUCUUGCACUCGCUGUGGAAAGCGCUUCUCCCACUCAGGGUCCUACAGUCAACACAUGAAUCAUCGCCUCUGUAAACCCAGUGCAAGUACGAACGGUAAUUCUGUCCUCAGACCUAGAACAAAAUCCCAGUGUUCACGUUUUUUACACCUCCAUUCUUGCCAUUAUGUUGUGAUGAAGAAAAAAAAAAAAAAGAAAAAACAACAGAUUUUGUAUUGUACGAGUUUCAUCAAAGUGUUGCACACAAAACUCCCUGUUCUAUAGUACACAAUGAAUUUCUCUGCUUACUCUUUCUUGGGAGGCAUUUUUGAUGAAGAACAGACUCUGCUGGCUUCAUUGGAAACGUUGGAGGAAAGACUAAGUAGAGGAAAUUAUCCACCUGCAUGUAAAUGUCUGGUGCUUUCAGAGGUGAAUUCUAGUCAGAAUACCCUUCUCCCUGAUAUCUUAUCAUCUGUGCAUCUAUAAAACAAUAAAAAUGUGCUGCUAUAGUAAAUAUUACUGGGUAUAUUGUUUCGUAGUUUUGUUUUAUCUGGGGGUUAAGGUGUCUCUUGGGAUGAAUAUACAAGUCUAACCUCUUUGAUCUCAGUUUUGCUUUUUUCUGACUUUUGUUCUUUUGUGUAUUAUGAUGUUUGUUGUAAGCAUGUUGUAUCUUUAUGCAUUUUGACCUUUACAUGAAGUCAUGAUCAAGCGUGGAUAAGACUUUGUAAUUCAGCUUGAUAUGAUUUCACCAGGAUGUUUUGAUAUGAAGCUAAUCUUUGUGUUGUAUUCUGUUGUAUAAGCUGUUGUUUUAAUAUAGAUAGCUUGAAGAUUGAGUAUCCCUAAGUAUUCCUUCAAAGCAUGUGUAAUAGUGUGAUUUAACUGUUAAGCAUUUUUUUUUUAAAAAAACCCAAAAAACGUGAAUUUAUAAGAUAUUACCUUUAACACUGCUAGUAAGAAAGAUGUGCCUUGAAAAGUAGACUGCAGAAUUUGUAUUAUGUUAGUAAUGGAUAAUUUUGUUUUUUGAUUUAGAUGACUCAGGUAAGCAUUAUGAACGAAUUACGUCUGGAAGUAAUUGGAUACCGUAGAAAUAGAAGAUUCAUAGAAAGAUGCAACUUGCUGCUGUAGAACUUUCGUAAUUUUUGAAAGUACAAAUGGAAGAAAAUUGUCAUGAUGAGAAGAAAGAAAAAUUUCUAGGCGAUCAUAGUUCGAUUUUUUUUACUGAUACAUGGUGACAGUGUCUCUGGCUUGGAAUUUAGCUCUUUAUAAUGAAAUUGUUUGGUGUGUUGUAUCAAAUUGAAAACCGUGAGAUCUCGGUGUCCCCACACAACAAAGUUGCUAUAGAUAUAGUGAUGAAUGCCAGUGUAUGCUUUUGUUCAUCUAGAGCAAUGUUGCAAACACCAUACAUGGACUGCCAAUCUAGGUUAAGUGUUAUUUUGUUGUCAUAGUUUGAAGUUUAGAAUUUUAAUUUUUAAUGGCUGCCAGUGAGCAUUAAUAAAGGCUGAGCGUGGAAACUUUCCAUCAAGGCACCGUUUACUCUGUAGAGAGGAGCGAUGAACAAUGUUUUACAUAACAUAAAAGAAAAUUAUUUCAUAAUCAUGAUACGUUAGCCAAAGUAACACUAAACCUGGACUGGCAGUAUGUAUUGCUCCAGAUCCUGGUAUCGGGUGAUUGACUCAAUUUAUAUUUAAAAAAAGUGAGACCCUCUUGGUUUGGUUGAAAGUGACAGAUAAUGAUGUUUUUCGGGUAGGGUGAGGUGUUGUCCUCCAUUUUUGACUAGUUUUUCUUUGAUUUCUGAGGAAUUCAGUCACAGCCCUGUGGUAUUCUUGCUUCAGAAAUGGCAGGAUGCGAGAGGAAAAUGACUUUUAAUCUCUAAGUUAAAGGACCAAGGUCUUUGUUAAUUAUGACAGAUAAAGGUGGUCUGGUUUGCAGUGUCCUUGAGUUUAAGAAAUAUUACAUUUGCUACUGUUUAUACAGAGUAGCCUAUACUAUUGUGGAGUUGAUGGAUUGCUGUUUUCUCUAAUAUAAUGAGCAUUUAGUCUAUACUGAUUGUGGAGUUGAUGGAUUGCUGUUUUCUCUAAUAUAAUGAGCAUUUCUAGGACAUCCUGUGGAAUUGUAUAUAGCAGUAGUUAAAAAAAAGAGAUCAUCAUUGUCAUGAACAUUCUUACACAUAAUAAUCACAAAUCUGCAUCAAACAGCGCUGUGAAAAUAAAUGAUAUUGUUAAGGUGUGUUUAUAACAAGGUGCUGAUGUUCUUGAUGUUAUUUGGAUGGAGGGUUUCUAUUUUAUCGAAAUUUUGGAUGAUUUUUUUUUCUACAAAGGAUUUGAUUUAAGAAGAAGAUGGUGGGCUUGUUUGUAAUUGGUUUGUUUUCAUGAGUAUUUUAGUUGCUCUACAGGGUGUGAAGUUGAAAUUUGUGGAAUCGGUUAUUAAGUGGCGCCAGUGAUAUAGCAGAAAUCCCUAAAAUAAUUUAAUACGUUGAAAUAGCAAGUAUACUUUAAAAGUAAUGCUACCCUAUUUAAAAAGAUAAAGUCCAUAGUCAUUGUUCACCUUACCAGAGGUUGUCUUAAUAGUUGGACUGAAUUUUGUUGUGGAGAUUUUCUUCGAAGAUCUACUAACAGUACUAAAAUUCUAACAGAAAAUGUGUACCUUUGAUGUGAAAUUGAUAUUUAUUAUAGAGGUACUAUAUUGUCAUGAAGAGAAUUGUAAAUUAUGAAGUAAAAGAUUAUAGUACAGAUAUAAUGUGGAUUGGAUGUCAUGGUCUGCAGUCCACAGUUUUGAUUGACCUGGUUUCUGUGUCCUGCAAUUUGAUUGGUCUGAAUCUCACAAGUUUUUGUGUGCAGCACUAACCCCUAUCUGAGCACUUCUUGAGUGGUGGAUCAUUAGUGCACUCAACUAAUAGAUUUUUAUCAGCAGAAAAUAUACAAUCGUGAGAAAUGAGUGAAAGUAACUGAAACAUCACUGGUAUUUUCUUCUAGGUCUUAUCUGUAAUUGAAAUUCCCAUUUGAAUUUUUAAAAAGUAUCUUAAAUGUAAUUUGUUGUUAGUUUACAUGAAAGGGCUUUGAAUAUUGCAUAAAAGCAAAGGAUAAUUGUACGUAGGUGAGGUUGACUAAGAGGAGAAAUGCAGUGUGGUACUGUUGUAUGUUACAGAGCAUGAAGGAAAGGGACAGAAAGACCUUGAUAACCCUCCCUCUGUUGAAGAGGAAGAUUCAAUGGACUCCUCUAUUGAUGAGAGAACAGAUGAAGGAGCAUUGAC
Ostrea edulis (European flat oyster) is the source of this 4903-nucleotide messenger RNA. Its product is annotated as SWI/SNF-related matrix-associated actin-dependent regulator of chromatin subfamily E member 1-like. The transcript has 17 exons. The coding region runs from base 73 to 1938 and encodes 621 amino acids. Gene Ontology annotation, biological process: negative regulation of DNA-templated transcription. Gene Ontology annotation, molecular function: nuclear receptor binding; nucleosomal DNA binding. Gene Ontology annotation, cellular component: SWI/SNF complex. Lineage: Eukaryota; Metazoa; Mollusca; Bivalvia; Ostreida; Ostreidae. The record is from RefSeq and is a predicted model, not a curated record.